CUGGUAAUCUCCGCCCGAGUGAGCGUGCGAGCGAGCGCGCGCGCAGGGAUGCCGUGAGGAGAACAAAAUGAGACGUUACAGAGACAAAUGCGGCGAGUUUCUUAAUAUCUCUGCUUUGUACGGAGGAUGACAUAGCGUAUUAAAAUGGACUACUGACAUUCUUGCGUGAUUGAGUGAUAUUUUAAAGUCAUAAAAACAGAGAGAUGAGUAUAAUCGCUUUAUCUUUGCUUCUGUGUGCUGAUCUACUGGAUUUCGUUAAAGGUUAUUUAACAGUCACCAUUGAGCCUCUCCCUCCUGUGGUUAUGGGGGACACAGUGACUUUGAAGUGUAAUUUCAGGACUGAUGGGAACCUACGAGAGAUUGUGUGGUUUCGGGUGAUGGAGGGUGGAAGCUCAAAACAGAAAAUCUUUACUUAUGAUGCCAUGUACAACUCCAAUUUUUCUCACAUGGAGGACUUUCGCAGAAAAGAAGACCUUGUUUACCAGUCAACUGUCAGGCUCCCUGAGGUACAAAUGGAAGAUGAUGGACCAUAUGAAUGUCACGUGGGGAUCUACGACAGGGCGUCUAGAGAAAAGGUGGUCCUGGCAUCUGGGAGCAUCACACUUAAUGUUAUGUCUCCGCCAAAAUCCAUAUCUGUUGUAGCAGCAAAUCAGCCGGCUCGCUUUAGCCGCUACGAAGCUCAAAACUUCACGCUUGUUUGCACGGUAACUGGAGGAAAACCUGCCCCUGUGGUGUACUUUAAGAGGGAUGGAGAAGUUAUUGAAGUCCAUUCUUUCAUAUCCCCCGAGAAACAAGAAAGCAGAGGCUUGCUAGGGGCCAAAUACAACCAGCCGCUUAUCAGCAGAGAACUGGAUGAUACAAAGAUCCAGAAGUCUCUUUCAUUCCUGGGCCCUAACAGCGAACUUGUCCGUUUGGAUAAGGACAGGUCUCAGCGCAGCUACACGUCUGGUGCACCUGUUCAAGAGGAACCCAGCCCCACUACCGAGGUCAUUCCUGAGACUGUGAUCAGUAGAGAGUUCCCCCGCUGGGUGCUGAGCUCCAGCCCUUUAUACUUCUUCAACCACACACAGUCUGUACUUCAAGACGGUACUAUGGAGGUUCAAGCUGUGCUUACCUGGCACCUGAACCCACAACUAGACAAUGAAGCUCUGUUCAGCUGUGAAGUCAAACACUCUGCACUUUCUAUGCCGAUGAAGGCAGAGGUUACGCUCUCUGCUCCGAAAGGUCCGAGACUCUCCAUGACUCCAAGCAGGGCAAAAGUUGGAGAUACAGUCCGUAUGAAAGUGGACGGAUUCCAGAUGGGAACCAAAACGAAUGAAGUGUUUCCCGAGCCUCUCUUCACAUGGACACGUGUGGGAGGACCCCUUCUGGAUGGAAGUGAGGAGAGAUUUGGGAAAGUACUGGUUCUGGAGAGAGUUCCAGCCGAGCUCAACGGCUCAAUGUAUCGUUGCACAGUCCAAAACCCUUUGGGGUCUACCAACACGCACACCCGCCUCAUAGUGUUCGAAAAUCCCAGGAUCAAGAAGGAGACUAAACAACUAAACUUGGGCAAAUCUGACGGAGUCAUGCUCGGACCCUCACUGAUGAUGAUGUUGCUGUUGUCAUUGACUGUGGAUUUAACAUGAAGAUGUGCUUUACUGUCAGCUGUCAUUUAUCUCGCUGUCCAGCAGAUCUUAUCAUCCAAGACUGAGAUUUCAGACGUGUGUUCAGAAUGAGAACAAUAAGAUCAACACGACCACCCCAUCAUGUGACUACGCUUUAGCUCGGUUUAUUCUACACCUGUUUAGUCACAAUACAGUGACAUAUUUAUGGACUGGAUUUAUUUCUAUGGGGUAUUUGUGCACAGCUGUGUGGCCGAAACGGAUUAGUGAUGGAAUGGGUCAGAUAAUCCUGGACAUAUAUUACAGCUUUCAUCAUAUUAAA
Molecule: messenger RNA, 1923 nt
Organism: Misgurnus anguillicaudatus (oriental weatherfish)
Lineage: Eukaryota; Metazoa; Chordata; Actinopteri; Cypriniformes; Cobitidae
Gene: igsf21b
Product: immunoglobin superfamily, member 21b
Biological process (GO): homophilic cell-cell adhesion; heterophilic cell-cell adhesion
Cellular component (GO): adherens junction
Source: RefSeq, a predicted model, not a curated record